AUGGCGGCCGCUGUCCGUCUCCUUCCCGCCCUAACACUCGGCCUCUUGUCCGCUCUUCUUCCGGUCUUGGAGUCCGGCCGCAGGGAUGUGCUCGAGCUCGGGGACGCGGACUUCGACUACCUGGCAACGGAGCACGAGACCAUGCUGGUGAAAUUCUACGCUCCAUGGUAACGAAACCAGAAGUUAGCCUUUGCGUUAUCUUAGCUUAGCUAUAUUUGAAUGGAGACAUUUAUCAUGUAGUUUAUGAUGGUCUGACCUUUGACACGAGAGAAAGGCGGGAAAAAAGUACUUACAAAUUAGACAACCUCCAUCCCUCGAUCUCUCCUCCACCCCCCCAUCACUCCUCUAUCUCUCCUUCAUCCCUCCAUCUCUCCUUGACCACUCCUCCAUCCCUCCACCACUCCUCAAUCCCUCCAUCCCUCCUUCAUUCCUCUACCCCUCCUCCAUCCCUCCAUCUCUCAUCACUCCUCCAUCUCUCCUCCAUCCCUCCUUCUCUCCAUCCCUCCACUCCUCCUCCAUAUCCUCUCCAUCCCUCCAUCUCUCCUCUAUUCUCUUUAAUUUUCUCAUUUUUUUUCUCAUUUUCUUGUCUUGCCCCCCCCCCCCCCCCCCCCGUCCUUGGCCCCGCCCCCUCAGGUGUGGUCACUGUAAGAAGUUAGCUCCUGACUUUGAGAAGGCGGCGGCUCGUCUGAAGGGAACUGUGCAGCUGGCGAAGGUAAGACCGCUUUAUCUUUAAUGAAGUAUCUUAUAAGCAGGGUUCUACACCCUUGUCUCUCACCCCCCCCCCCCCCCAGGUGGAUUGUACGGCUCACUCGGACACCUGUUCUCGGUUCAGGGUCUCGGGUUAUCCCACUUUAAAGAUCUUCAGGAGCGGCAGAGACUCGGGUCUCUAUGACGGUCCUCGAUCUGCAGGUACGACUGUUACAGAACCACACCUGAGCCAGGUAAACGCUUCGUGGUUAACCUUCAGUACGUGUGUGUGUGUGUGUUUAGAUGGGAUCUAUCACCACAUGAAGAGGCAGAGCGGUCCAGACUCAGUUCUCCUGAAGACCGAGGAGAACCUGCAGACCUUCAUAAACCACUACGACGCCAGCAUCAUAGGUAACACAUGAUCACAUGACCUCUUACAGUCACAUGACCUCAGACUUGUCUGUUUCUAUGGUUUGAACCUCACACACUCUACUCUCAAAUUAUUGAAGGACACAUGAUCACAUGACGUGUGUGUGUGUGUGUCUAUCUAUCUGUGUGUGUCUGUGUAUAUCUGUAUGUGUGUAUGUGUUUGUAUCUGUGGUUGUGUUUGUCCCUCCCUCUCUGUUUCCCUCUCAGGUGUGUUCUCAGGUGAGGACAGCUCCAGGUCGGCUGAGUUCCUGCGUGCUGCAGCUCUCCUCAGGGAACAGUUCAGGUUUGCUCACAGCGCUGAUCUUCAGCUGGGGGAGAAGUUCGGACUGAACUCAGAGUGAGUGAACUCACCCUCACACAGUUUUAAAGACAGGGUCAAAGGUUAGAGGGGUCAAAGGUCAGAGGGUCAGGGGUCCAAGGGUUAGGGUUUGGGUCAGGUGACCAAAUAUGUUCCUGCCUUUGUAAUAAUAUUGUCUGUAUGUGACUUUUUUAAGCUAAGGUCGUUGUUAACCUCUCUGUUGGCCUUGUAUGUUUUCCUUUUUAAUGAAUCUUUAUUUCACUGUUUUAGCUCUGCGUGACUAACUUAACAGAUCAAACAUGUUAUUGUAGUACUAACAGUUUAUUAUUAUCUUAUUGUUAUCAGAGAAAAUAACUGUUAGAUUUUUUGUUGUUUAAUAUUUGUUGUUUGUUAUAUUUGUUGUUGUUUGUUGUAUUUGGUGUUGUAUAUGUUGUUGUUUGUUAUAUUUGUUGCUGUUUGUUGUAUUUGUUGAUUGUAAUAUUUGUUGCUGUUUGUUGUAAUUGUUGUCUGUUAUAUUUGUUGCUGUUUGUUGCUGUUCGUUGAAUUUGUUGUUUGUUAUAUUUGUUGUUGUUUGUUGUAUUUGUUAUUUUUGUUGUUGUUUGUUGUAUUUGUUGUUGUUUGUUGUAUUUGUUGUUGUUUGUUGUAUUUGUUGUUGUUCGUUGUUGUUUGUUGUGUCUGUUGUUUAUUAAUGUUGGUUGUUUGUUGUUGUAUCUGUUGUUUGUUGUUGUUUGUUGUCUUUUGUUGUUGUUUGUUGUUGUUAUUUGUUGUUGUUGUCUGUGGUAUUUGUUGUUUGUUGUAUUUGUUGUUGUUUGUAAAUAUUUGUCAUUGUUUGUUGUAUCUGUUGUUGUUUGUUAAUAUUUGUUGUUUGUUGUUGUUAGUUUUUAUUCCUUGUUAUUUGUUUGUGUCGUUUGUUUUUUUUCAUUGUUGUUGUCAUUGGUUAUUGUUGUUUGUUAAUAUUUGUUGUUUGUUGUUAUUUGUUAUUUGUUUGUUGUGUUUGUUGUUGUUUGUUAGUUUUUAUUCAUUGUUAUCGUUUGUUGUUUGUUGUAUUUGUUAGUUUUUAUUCGUUGUUAUCUGUUGUUGUUUGUUAAUAUCUGUUCGUUUGUUGUUGUUAGUUUUUAUUCCUUGUUAUUUGUUUGUGUCGUUUGUUUUUUUUCAUUGUUGUUGUCAUUGGUUAUUGUUGUUUGUUAAUAUUUGUUGUUUGUUGUUGUUGUUAUUUGUUAAUGUUUGUUGUUGUUUGUUAUUCGUUCAUAUUUGUCGUUUGUUGUUGCUUAUUGUUAGUUUUUAUUCAUUGUUAUCUGUUGUUGUUUGUUAAUAUCUGUUCGUUUGUUGUUGUUUCAGGGGCGUGCUUCUGUUCAGACCUCCCAGACUGGCCAAUAAGUUUGAAGACAGCGUGGUUGUCUUUAGAGAUUAUCUGACCAUCGGGUCUUUAAGACGCUUCAUCAGAGAUCACAUGUGAGUGUGUCCUCCAAUCAGAUCACAGCCUAACCUGCUUCACAUCAGGAGAAAAAACCUGUCAGUCCUGGGGCCUGUUCUACGAAGCAAGUUUGACCUAGCGAGGUAGCCUUGGAGCUACCUCGCUCAACUUAGCGCGGUAGCCAGCGGUCUCGUUAAACGGUCUUAUGACACUGGUUACCAACCUCGUAAGUGGAUCUAGCUUUGCUAUGAGCACAUACACGCAUGUAAGACAGAACACGCCGCAUCUGACCAAUCGUGAACAUGGACCAGUCUGGAGUGUCACAGCAGGCCGGAGAGUGAAGGACCGCGGACUUUACAAACGAGGAGCAGGAGACGAUCAUGAGAAAGUAUGAAGAAUUCAAAUCUAUCAUAAACCUCAGAAGCAACACCGUCGCCGCUGCAAAAGCACGGAAGGAAUGCUGUCAGAAAAUUGCUGACAGUCUCAAUGCAUAAGUAUAGUGCGCAAAAAAUCUUUGAUGCCAUUAUCACCCUGAAAUAGCACUGUUCAACAUGCGCUUUUAACAUGCACCAGACAUGUCUAAUUCAUUUCCAAGAUCAAUUCAUUAAUUUGUUCAUUCCUGUCGUGUUUACAUUUUUUGUGUGAUAUGUCGGCCAUAUAAGCCUUUCAUAAAGGUGGUCAUCCGGAAAAGUAAGUGGGUCCGUGCAGUCCCUGAAAACUCUUGCGCGCCGGAGUGUUCCUCGGACAAUGCGAGCACUGAGGCCUAUAAUAAUAAUAAAAAUAAUGCAUCAGAUUUCAUAUAGCGCUUUAUCAGAGACCCUCAAAGCGCUUUACAUUGGAUACAUCAUUCAUUCGCUCACACAGUCACACUUUGGUGGUGGUAAACUACCUUAGUAGUCACAGCUGUCCUGGAGCAGACUGACGGAAACGUGGCUGCCAGUUUGUGCCUACGGCCUCUCCGACCACCACCACACAACAAUCACAAUCAUACACCAGUGGACGACACACACUGGGAGCAAGGUGGGUUAAGUGUCUUGUCCAAGGACACUUAUUCCCCCCUAUCCCACAGACUUGGGAUAGGGGGGAAUCGAACCGCCAACCUUCCAGUUAUUGGACGACCGCUCUACCACCUGAGCUACUGCCGCCCGUCUAUAGGAUCCUCCAAGAACAGACAAGUCAUUUUUCAAGAGAGCUCAUUGGUCAGUGGGCGGGGUUUUUAUACUCAGUGAGUUCAAUCUGGAACCUAACCUGCCCUGGAGCAGGUUAGCCGUUCAGCGUAGGUUGCCAUGGAGACUCACCUCGCUAAGAAGUGAACCGGCGUCAUAAAACAGGAAACCCCGAACUUACCCUCGAAGUUACCUUGCUAAGCAGUAAUCCUGCUUCGUAGAACAGGCCCCUGGUCUGUCUAUCCCCGUCUGUCUGUCUGUCUGUGUCUGCAGUUAUGGACUCUGUCCUCACAUGACUCUGGAGAACAGAGACAGACUGAGAGUGAGGGACCUGCUGACGGCCUACUACAGUCUGGACUACUAUCACAACCCCCGAGGAUCCAACUAUUGGAGGAACAGGUGAGAACUCUUUCAGCCGCAGACAGGUACAGGUAAGGCACAGGUACAGGUGAUGCACAGGUACAGGUGAUGCACAGGUACAGAUUGUAAUUAUUAUUAUUAUCAUCAUUUAUUAUGAAUAUUAUUAUUAUAAUUAUUAUAAUUUAUUUUUUAUUAUUAUUGUUAUUAUUACUAUUUAUCAUUAUUAUUAUUCUUUGUUAUAAUCAGGUAGAAAAUCAACUGAGUGUGACAUCACAAGUCUACAUUUUAAAUGGUAAACAGGUUUUAUAUUUAUCCAUCACUUUAAGCCCCACCCCCUCUGUCCUGUCACCAGGGUGAUGAAGGUGGUAUCUAAAUACAGUGGGCAGGGCCUGACAUUCUCAGUAGCCAAUAAGAUGGAGUUCCUGUCUGAGUUGGAGGAGGACUUUGGCCUGGGGAUGUCGGAUGGAGGAGAGCUGCCGUUUGUCACCAUCAGAACCAAACUGGGUCACAAGUUCACCAUGAGGGAGGAGUUUACGUACGUGACCGAGUAAACCGGGCUUAACAAGACAAGACCAGGCUAAACCAGACUGAACCGGGCUUAACAAGGCUAAAACUAGUCUGGACUAAUCUAAGUGGAACCAGGAUAAUCCAAUGAUGCUGAACCAUACUAACUGAGAAAAUUAGGCUAAAGGGUUAAAUAUUGUGUGUGUGCGUGUGUGUGUGUGUGUGUGUGUGUGUGUGUGUGUGUGUGUGUGUGUGUGUGUGUGUGUGUGUGUGUGUGUGUGUCAGUCCUUGAAGAGGUUUCUGGACGAUUACUUCGCAGGUCAUCUGAAACAUUACGUGAAGUCUGAACCUUUACCUGAGAGGAACUCUUCACCUGUCCAGGUCAGUCUAAGGAACAUGGUCCGGUCACAUGGUCUGGGUCAGUUAACUUGGACUCUUUAGCACCAUAAGGUUUUUCAAACACUGUAAUCAAUACAAUACAAUACAAAUACAAUACACAAACUCAUCUGUGUGUGUGUGUGUGUGUGUGUGUGUGUGUGUGUGUGUGUGUGUGUGUGUGUGUGUGUGUGUGUGUGUUUUCAGGUGGUGGUGGCUGAGUCCUUCGACCAGGUGGUCAAUGAUCCAGAUAAAGAUGUUCUAAUCCAGUUCUACUCUCCAUCUUGUCCACACUGUAAAAAAUUGGAACCAGUUUACAGAGAGCUGGCCAACAAGGUAACAUCCAAUCUCCACCAGAACCAAACCAAAAAGAACCCAACAGAAAAGAACAGAGAAAAAUCAGAACGGAACAGAAUAGAACAGAACAGAACCAAACAGAACCGAAUAGAACAGAACAGAACAGAACCAAACAGAAAAAAAUAGAACAGAACAGGACUGAACAGAACGGAACCAAACAGAACAGAACAGAAUCAGACAGAACAUAACAGAAGAGCGCCCUCUGGUGUCUGCAGAGGGUUGGUGGAGAAGAGCUGCUGACUCAAAGCGUUUUUGUGAAAGUUUAUUUUUGUGUUGUUUAGAGAGUUUAGAGUUUAUGACUGAAUGAAUGAAUGUUUUUAUAAAGUUCUGUAGAGUUUAUGAAUGAAUGAAUGUUUUUAAUCUCUAUGAUUCUACCCCCCCCACACACACACACACACACACACACACACACACACACACAGCUGUACUACGACCCCAACAUCGUCAUUGCUAAAAUGAACGCUGCUGAAAACGACGUGCCGUUGAGCUACAAUGUUCAGGGGUGAGUUCAGGACUUCAGAUCCAGUCUAUUUUAGUCUGUGGUCUCAGGGGGAUCACCUGUUGGGGUCACCUGUUGGAUCAGGCUCAGGUGUGGAGCAGGUCUCAGCUCUCUGUUUGCUCUCUCUGCAGGUUUCCCACCAUUUUUUUUUCUCAGGCGGGUAGAAAGCACGAGCCAAUCAGAUACCAGGUAACUCCAGCACACUUAAACACACUUAUACACACACACUCACGCACACAUACACAGGUGACCCGGCUGUGGUUCUGGAGAGUCUGUCCUCCUGUCCUCUGAGCAGGUUCUUGACUCAGGUGAGACCGGCUGUCCUGACACUCGGGUUUACCUGAACACCUGCUGAGCUGUCAGUCAGGUGACCACAGACACAGGUGAGGAGGUCCUGAGGUUUACCUGCUGUCAAUCACACCAGGGGUCCGUUUCACGUAGGUGGUUCAACAAACUCUGAGUUAAAUCCUUAACUCUGAGUUGAUCUACUCUGAGUUAGGAAACUCUGAGUUUCCGGUUUCACAACACCUGAUUUGAGUCGGUUUUAACAACUCCGAGUAGUUUGACCUGGAGUUAAGCACGUGCACGCCAGACAUAAACAGCCAGCAUCUGUGGAGCCCAGAUUCAUUGAUCAACCAACGGAAACAGGGAGAAGGAGGGGGCAGCAGCAAGCCAACAGCGAAUUACAGCACGUUUUUAAAAGAAAGUGCAAUACAGCAGCAGCUGCAAAGGAGAGGGAGAGGGCAUGGGAGGAAAUUGCUGCUCACGUCAAUGCGUAACUUUAAAUCUAGUCUCGUGCAAUCACAAUGACAGACUGUUGCAGGGAAACUGCUUGCAUGGAGCCAAUUAAUUUAUUUUAUGUAGGUGCAAUCCAGCGGGACAAAAGUGCACUUGGCAGCAGCUGAAAAUUAAAUAUAAAAACAUUGUGCAAACAGGUGAGACAUCUGCAUUUUCUCAUUUUGAUCAUGUUUUACAUUGUCAAGUAAGUAUUAAGUGGCAGUUUGAUCCCUUAGAAAAUGCUCUUUUCACACUCAAAAAUGAAUUUUACUCUCUUAUGAUGUUCCGUUAAAUGAUUAGGAAUAUUAAACUAACUCUCAGUAUGUUUAUGUACAUAUAUUAAACUAACACACACUACACUCAAUAUUAGACUUUAGACUAUUAGACUAUAUUAGACUAAAACGGCUUGUCCGUUCUUGGAGGAUCCUGUAGACCUCGGUGCUCGCAUUGUCCGAGGAGGAGCACUCCGGUUUACAGGGAGAGUUUUCUCCGGAUGACCACCUUUAUGAAAGGCUCAUAUGGCCGACAUAUUACACAAAACAUGUAAACACGAUAGGAAUGAACACAUGAAUGAUUCAUCUUGGGAAUAAAUGGGCAUGAGCUGCAUGGGCUGCGCGAUCACAGACAACAUCUCGGUACUAUUUAGUAGCAGCGCACGCCCCUUAUUAUAACCCCCUAAAUACUGUUGUUCAGGACUGCUUACUUGUGCUUCCUACCCACUGUAAUAACCGUUGUUUUAGCCCACAUGCAACAUUUUUGUUCUCAUUCAUGAAACGCUUAAAUCAGGGACAUUUUCGGGGACAGAUCAUCCAAUUCGGGGACUGUCACCUUAGUUAAAAGCGCAUGUUGAACAGUGCUAUUUCAGGGUGAUAAUGGCAUCAAAGAUUAAUUUUCUGCCAGCAUUCCCUCCGUGCUUUUGCAGCAGUGACGGUGUUGCUUUUGAGGUUUAUGAUAGAUUUUAAUUCUUCAGACUUUCUCAUGAUCGUCUCCUGUUCCUCGUUUGUAAAGUCUGCGGUCCUUCACUCUCCAGCCUGCUGUGACGCUCCAGACUGGUCCAUGUUCGCGAUUGGUCAGAUGCGGCGGGCUCCGCCUUAUAUGUGUGCACGCGUUCAUGGCAAAGCUGGAUCCACUUAUGAGGUUGAUAACCAGCGUCGUAAAACCGCUUAGCGAGACCGCUGGCUACCGCGCUAAGUUGAGCGAGGUAGCUCCAAGGCUACCUCGCUAAGUUGAACUUGCUUCGUAGAACAGGCCCCUGGUUAGGUUCACAGAGUCUGUUACUAUGGUAACUGACCGCAAGGUUGAGUUACCUCUCUUUGUGAAACAGGUUAGAGUUACCCCUCUCUCUCUGGUUUAACUGACCCUCCUUUGUGAAACGGAAAACUCCGAGUUUCCCUGAUUUCAGGGUUAACAGACUCUGAGUUUCCAUUAAACCUGCUAUGUGAAACGGACCUCAGGUGUUACCCAUAAUCCUCUCUGACUGGUUACACCUGUGGCAAUCUGGAGGUGAGCUCAAAACUCCAUCUGAGGAUACAAGUACAAUCACUUGAGCCUAAACCUGGAUCUAAGCUCAGAGUGAUCUGUAAGGCAUCUUCAAUGCUUAAACCUCCUCCAGACUCCUCCGUCACACCGCCUCACCUCCACCUCCUCCUCCUUCUCCUCUCCUCCACCUCCUCCUUCUUCUGAACGUCAAACAGAACAUUAUCGCAAUUCUGAAUCUCCUAACCCGACAGUCACAUGAUCCCUGCAGUCACAUGACCCCUGUCAAACCUACUCUGCUGUGUCCUCAGGGUGGACGGGAGCUCCGGGACUUCCUGAAGUUCCUGCGGCGUGAGGCGACCCACAGUUUGGUUCUCGACGGAUUCAAAGACGAGCUCUGAGUCAGACCAAUCAGGACUGACCAGCUGCUCUUUGGGGGGUGGAACCAGACCUGAAUCUGGACCAGGGAAAGGAGGUUCCAGUUGGACAGCUGCUGGAUCCUCCCGAAAACCUAAACCCUGAACCCUGGACCCUGACCCCUGACCCCUCCACACCUCCUGGAAACCUCACAGUCUCAUCACGGCGCUCCAAACUCUGCAGAGACGCCCACCUGUGGAAAUAAAUGUCUCGGAGAGUCUGCAGAGACCCCUCAUCCAGGUCUGUAGGGCAGACCUGAACUCUUAUAGACAGGAACAGAGCGUGUGAGAGGACCUGGGGCCUCAUGUAUCAACGCUUGCGGCGCAAGAAAACCUUGCGUACGCCAAAAUCGGCGCACACGUCCAGAUUUAUCAUCGCGAAACGAGCGUCGGUUCCAGCGCUAAUCAACGCAAAGUCAGGAGGUGGUGUAGAAGUUGGCGUUGAGCCGAUACUUGCGUUGACUGUGAUUCGCACUUUGGCGACGCUGUGUGGCGGUGUUUGGUGACUCACUAUGUGACAAGCGUGCACCACAUCCCCGUGGCCGGGCAGCACGUCGCCCCACAUGACGAACCAGCAGCAGACGGAGGGAUGCGAGCUGAUCCCUGCCGGGCCGCCGUCCUCGCGCGGGAGAAUCUCAUCGCCACAGUGUGAAUGGGUAAGAAGUGAAUACACAGUUCAAUGAGCCAAAUUAAUUUAUUUUCUCCACCAGACGCUCGAGGAAAUUUACGAGCCGGUCCAGCCGCUCGUUGAUCCCCGCGAUCCCCCUGAUGAUUUCUUCCUGCGAUUGCAGGACCCCCUCCGCGAGGACCCUUCCACUGCGUCCGGGUGGUCCAGCGGAAGCGCCGCGGCUGGUGGACGCUCCACCGCUUGUCGGCGCGCUGGUGCUGAUGCUGGUGCUGAUGCUGGUGCUGGGGCCGGGGUGGCCCGAAUGCCGCUGGUCCUGGCCGACGACUCCGAGCCGGCGGACGGGCUGCCGCGGGCCGGGGUUCCGCAAGCCGGCGACACGGCCGACACAUUAAUUUCUGUGACACAAUAAAAAUAUUAGUUCAUUUCAAUUCCUGCUUCUGUGUAUCUGUUGCGUUUACAUCUCUCUCCACGGUAUCAUAGGUAAUGUAAUCCAGUAUUUCGAGGUCAGUUAUGCACAUUACAGUUGUUUAUUGCAUAAAAAGUUAUUGAAAAAUGAAGUUAAGGGCGAAGUAUAAAUCACGUCUAAAAAUAGACUGAAUCCCGACGUUGAAAUGAAGUAUAAACUUAGACUAGACGUCUAAUAUACGUCUUUUGCUCAGUGGGAUGACAAAGCAUGUGGACAUUUGUGUGACACGCCACUUACCCUAUAAUAAUAAUCGCCACCACCCGCUGCUCAAACGGUGUGAGGGUCUCCUCCCCCGGACCCCCACCUGUCUGGCCGGUACUCCUCCGGAGGGCAGCUGUACGCCGCUUGACCUCCACCUUGAGGUCCGACCACUUUUUUUUAAUCUCCGCGGGGGUGCGUGUCUCGGAACCCACCGCAUUCACCCUCUCGCAAACUUUCUCCCACUCCAAGCGUUUUUGUUUUGCACUGACGCCACUGGACAGGCUGCCAAACAAAACACGCUGUCGCUCCUCCACCUCCGCCACCAGCACCUCCACCUCGCACGCCGUAAAUGUAGUUUUUCUUGUCAUUUUGUCUGCGUGCGAGGACAGGGAGACCCUAUUUAAAUAAAUCUGCAUAUUUAUAGGAGGGCGUAACGGGGACGGGCCCAGUCACUCCGACAUCUGCGCUCAAUUCCACGCUGAUUGGGAUUUAUCAAGGAAACACACGUGGAUUUCGGCGCCCGCACACAUUGAUACAUACGGAUUUUUUUCAGCGUGACGGACCUUGCGUGCGCUCGUUUCUGGUAUGAGUUCCACGCAAGUGUUGAUACAUGAGGCCCCAGAUCCGGAACCGGACCUGAGGCUUUGUGACGGUUUCAUCCACGACAUCACCAGAACACCUGCAGAUGUUCUUAUUUCUUUUUCUUUAUUUUAUUUUAAUUUAUUUCAUAUAUUUUUUUGUAUUAAUUUUAUUUUAUUAAUUUAUUUGUUUUUUUAUUUUAUUGAACUUUAUUUAUUAAAUUUAUUUUAUUAAAUCAUUUAUUUAUUUGUUUGUUUAUUUAUUUUAUUUAUUUAAUUUUUAUUUGUUUAUUUAUUUAUUUUAUUUAUUGAUUUAUUUAUUUUAUAUUUAUUUAUUUGUUUGUUUGUCUGUUUGUUUAUUUAUUUUAUUUUUAUUUAUCAGUUUGUUUAUUUUAUUUCCUAUUUUAUUCAUUUAUUUUAAUUUUAUUUAUUUGUUUGUUUAUUUAUUUAUUUAUUUAUUUUUUGUUUGUUUGUUUGUGGGGGAGUGGCCUUAGUGUGCUUUUGGGGAGUAGAAAUGCAUGCUGGGAAACAUGAAGACAACAAAAACUGAAGCUGAAUAUUUGAAAAAAGAUUUUUUUUUAAUGUGGAUUAUUUUUUUAAAAACAAGUGAUUGUUGUUUUGAUGGUUUCAGAUUUCUUUUUCCUUUUUUUGUGAAUCAGAGAAAUAAAAACUUUAAAAUCUCUUCAUCAAUAAACAUCCUAAAAAUAAUAAGGGCUGAGUUUAUUGAUCAGACUGUCUCUUUUUCCACUAACCCUUUAUUAUUCAUGUGUUCAUUUGUCACUUUACUCUGACCUAAAGGUAAAGCUGAAGCAGGUGUUACUGGUAAAAUUCAGAGACAAUCGUCAGCUGAAGAAAAUUUCGGCAGAAAAAAACACCUACAGGUGGCACUAUUACACAGGUCUGUUUGUUGUUAUUCAUAUCUUUAUUGAGAGGGAUUGCGAAGCAUACUGAAAGCCCCUGGCCUCUCCUGCGGACGUCCAGAAUCCUGUUCACUGUGUAGGCGGGGUGGUCGUGGUGCUGGGGGCUGGAGGGGGCAGUUGGUGACAGGUUUAAGGAGGGAGACAUGGAAUACCGGGUGAAAUGAAAUCUCACUCAGGGGUCGAUCUCUCCAUGUGGGAUCCCUUCACCAAGUUUUUUGGCAAGUAUUCAUCACUCGUGACAUCUAUCCUCACUUCUAUUGCAGUGUUUGCGGCCAUCCUGGUGUGUUGCGGUUGUUGCUGUAUCCCCUGUGCCCGUUCCUUGUGUAACCGUCUCAUUGUGACUGCCCUGGAGAAAAAGGGGGACUCUCCUCCUCCUCCUUAUCAGAUGCUACAAUACCAACCGGUCCCCACCUCUGACCCCACAGGGGAGCCCUCUAGCUCUCUCCCAUCUGCUUCUAGCCAUAGUACCGUUGAUGACGACCCAAACUCCUCAGUGUCCAUGGAAUUCAGGCUGUUGGGCGCCCAUUAAAAGUGAUCUCUUUGAAGAGAUCAAAAGGGGGAAUUUGUGGGAACUCACAGGUUCAUGCUAAUCAUUUAACCAUCACAUGUUCACGCUAAUCAUUUAAUCAUUGAUGACAAUCAUUUAAUCAUUGUUUCAGGUAAUUAACUGUUUUCUUAUUGUGUUUACAUUCUUUUGUGUGCUCAUUGCGGACAUGUACUGAUGAGUCAGAUAAGAAGGUUUAAUGCUAACACGGGGGCAAUCGACCACUGUGUCACAAUGUAUAGAACAGAGACUUUCAGUAUAGAAGGAUUUUAGCUUAUGCCUAGAAGUGCCAAGGGUUGGUAAGUAUGGUUUUAAACUGUUCUGCCUUAACAGUCAUUUAUUUGAAGUGUGUAUUAUAAUCAUAACAGUCAUUUAUUAAAAAGUGUGCUUUAUAAUCAUCACAGUCAUUCAUUAAAAGUGUUCCUUAUAAAAGUGCUCUAUGACCCUGACAUAUGCCUUAGAUAAUGAUGUGCCUUUCAUAAACAGAUGUGCAGGUGCUAGUCAGAGAUGUGAACAACAGGACGAGGGAGGAAGAUCACUCUGUCCUGAGAAGAUGUGGAGGUGUAAAGGGAGGGUUUGCAUGCCCAGCAGUCUGAUCAGUGGGAACUCAGUGAAAGCUUGGAAUACAUGACGCAAAUAUGAUAAAAGGAGACAAGCGCUGGAUGCAUCCAAGGUCAACUUCCCUGAAACCACGGUUUCGGUCAGGUAAAAACAAUAGAACAAUACGUGCUUGUUUGUCCAUAGAGAAACACUGGGGACUGCUGGUUAUGUAAACUCUCCGCCCAUAAAGAUGAUGAGACGCCUCCUAGGGUAUAACUAUUAACUACUGAAAAAUAGUAAUCAGACCACCUCAGAGAUACCAUUGGGUUGAUGUUGUGCUCUCCAAGAUAUCUUGUGUUAUUUGAUGUGCCGAAAUAAAAGGUUUGUUGAAGACACCUUUUUGCCUCAGUGAAUCCUCUGUUCCAGUCUCCAUCAACGGACUCGGGGAAGUUUGAAUUAACUUCAACAAAACUCAGUUUGAAUUUUUCAAGUUGAUGUAAAUUAAAUAUAUUGUGUAAUGUGUUCAUGUGUCAUUUACAUUUUUUUUUCUACUUCUUUCAUCUUGAAGGCUUUUUCAGACAUCUUUAAAAUUCUUUACCACAUUUUCUGCAAUGUUUAAAUUCCGUUCUUUUACAAUUUUUUCAUAGAACUUCUACUUUAUCUCUCCAAGUGUUUUUUCAUUCAUACAACUUCUAUUUCUUUUUUAUUAUCUUCUUCAGUUCUGUUACGGUUUAAAAAUUCAUACAACUUCUACUUCUUACACUUCGACUCUUCAACAUUUACAUUUUACAUGUAUACUUUCCUCUAUUUUUUUUCCACAGUUUUGCUUUUCAGUUUCCAGCUUUCAGCAUUUCCACGCAUUUUCUGCAAGGAAAUGCAACUUUUCUAGUUUUUAUUGACUUACACAAAGUACAGAAAAAAGAGAUGACCCCAAAAAGUAACACAGACCAAAGAGAAAAAUAAACUAAAAUGGAGUUUCUUCAAACUGAGACAAUAAACUCCUGCUGUUCACUGUUUUGGUAAAAAUAUAUGAAUUAUAAUGGAGUAAUAAUGAAGUCUGGAAAAAGUCAGAUUUUUUCCUGUAACAUCUUCUUAUGGAACUUCAGAUUAACCCAAUAAACGUCAAAAUAAAAUAAAAACAUGUUUCUCCUGUAAUUACGUUAAUGUUGUUGUUGAUCAUAUAUUUAUAUUUCAACAUAAAUCUCAGCUGAUGUUUUGUGUCAGAGCUGAUAAGGUGACAGAUUUUCAUUAUUAUCACACUUACUUUAGAUUAAAACAGAUUAAAUUUUGCUGUAAAAGUGAGUUUAUCUCCAUAUUAUUGACAUUUACAAUGCCUGAAUAUGCUAAAAUAAGGUUCACUUAGUCAAUUUAACCAUUUAUUAGGAACCGAGGAGCCGAUCUGACGGAGACAACAAAGUUCCCUCAGUAAUAAAUAAAGUUGAUUUUAUCUUUAUUAAACUAAUAAAACUAAAAAGCUUCUCAGAAAAACCCAGAGGAGUCAUUUUAAAUAAAGGAUUAUUUCAUGAUUUUCAUUGGUAAAGGCUUCUGUCCGUCAUACAAUCCUCUCAGUUGAUUGGUCUUUUACAUGCUGGUUUUCCCGCCCCUGCCUUUUAGCCCUCCCUUUCCUCGUGCGCCCCAGAACCUUCCAAGCUACCUGUCCGACUCGGUCGUGAAAAUGUUCGGUCAGCAGGUCCUAGUGCUCAGUAAGUACUUGAAAAUAACACCGUUUUUACUCCCUUAAAGGUUUAAGAUAACGGGCCGGUACCGGAACCGAAGCCUUGGACAGAGAGAGGCCCGGAAACGACACAAUGCAGGGACCGGCACGCGCUGUGUGCUAACCGGCUAACCGUCUGAUAGCUAGUUAGCAUGUUAGCAUCCCGGAGAGCAUGUGGAGAGAUUAAAGUCUGAUAAUCUGAGAUAAUCUCACACUCUGACUCCGGAUUUAACUUCAAUAAUAACCGUUCAUGUGUCUGAAUGAGGGCCUCUGGUUAGUUAAUGUUAAUGUAUUUAAUUAAACUAAUAAUUAUCUGUGUUAGCCUCUAAUGUUAGCUACAGCCUGAAACCACACCCUCAGAUCGAAAAUUCAAUUAGAUUAUUAUAAUAAUGCCGUUGUUCUAUUAUUAGUUAUUAGUGGAAAUGAAGAGGACAGUGCUGCAGGAUGAGUCCUUCUGAUAAUCAAUAAUCACUCAGCUUUGAUUAUAUCAGAUGAAGUAGAUCAAUACAUAUUACUAAUAUUAAAGAUAAUGUUAAAUAAUAUUUAAGAUAAUAUUAAAGAUAAUGUUAAAUAAAAAUAUUAAAUAAUAAUCUUAAGGAUAAUUUAAAUAAUAUUAAAUAAUAUUAACGAUAAUGUUAAAUAUUAAUAUUAAGGAUAAUUUGAAAUAAUAUUAAAGACAAUUUUAAAGAUAAUGUUGAAUAAUAAUAUUAAGGAUAAUUUGAAAUAAUAAAAAAUAAUAAAGACAAUAUUAAAGAUAAUGUUAAAUAAUUAUUAAAUAGUAAUGUUAAAGACAAUAUUUAAGAUAAUGUUAAAUAAUAGUGUUAAAUAAUAAUAUUAAAGACACUAUUAAAUAAUAUUAAAGAAGAGAGACAGAAGCUCGGGUUAAAUCUAAGGAGGAGUUUUUUGUCUGUAAAAAUGAGAUCAAACCUGAAGUCCUCUGUUAAUGAUCAAUAAUCAUCAAGGGUUUCCCCUAGGAUUUUUUAAGCUGUGGUGGUGGGCUGCAUGAGAGGUGGACAGCCGCAAUUUGUCGUGCCACUGCUUCUUUGCUGGUGACAGCAGAAUUGUUUUAUAUCAUGACAAAAAAGAAUUUUUAUGAAUAACAGUUAUUUAUUUUUUGCCAGUCUUGAACAAAGACAAGAAAGUUUCUACCAUUACUACUCGCAAAGCUUGCAUCCUAUCUGAGAGCACUUCAUUUUUCUUGAUUUUUAAAAAAAAACCCAAGAUGGGAAUCUAACUGUGGUGGUGAGUUAACCCAUUAAGACCUGAACCCUGUCUGAGACUCACCUCCCAAAUCCUGAGGGCCAUUUUGAGAAGGGCCCCCAGAUCCUGAGGUUUUCUCAAUGUUGAGGUUUACAAAAAGCUGAUAUCUCAGCCUCUGUAGCAGAUAGAAACAACAUUCAAAAAGUAUUUGAGAGCUUACACAUGUGGCUUUCAAGAUGACUAUAUUUUAUUUUUCUGAAACUUCAUCAGAUUAUUGAAAACCUUAAACUCAAAUGAAAUAAAGCAGCUGUAUAAAUAAAAGUAAAGACUCUGCACUGGAGAAUAACAAACUAUUUGCUUUCUGCAAAACAAGUGGCGGUCAUGAUAAAGUGUCCAUUCAAUACAAAUGCAAAUAUAAAAAAUAAAGUGUUGAAAGGGUAUACAGCUGCCCCAGUAUAGUGCCAGUACAAAAGCAGCACUAAAAAUAAAUAAAUGAGCGGCUGAUAGUGUGUUCAUGUCUGUGCUCACCCAAAGUCAUGCAACACUCACAGAAAUCGCCGAUAUGGUGAGCCAAAGAACUCAAUAUGAAGAGGUUGUUCACCCUGCUGGAUGCUUCUCCUCCAAAGCUGCUCUCUGCCUCUAUCAUUGUUUACUUUCUUCAUGAAGCACGUAGCAAGAUCCGAGCAUGAAUCGGAUUGCUUUAUUAAGCUUUAUUAGCCUAUCAGAGGCAGACGGGUAUGAUGAUUUGAUUCACCACGACUCCAGAAAUGAUUGAAAAACUACAAAAUGUUACAAGAUGACGUAUCCCGGCUCGAAGAGUAGACAUGCGCAGCCGUGCUCCCAGCUUGGAAGGUUGAAAUGCGUACAUGCUGUCCCAGUUUAAAUGGGUUAAUGGGGGUUGGGGGGAGUAAUGAAGCAGCAGUGACAUCGCCAACGAUAACUCACGAAUCCUAAUACUUGGCGCGUGCACGUAUGUAUAUACAUAUGAGCCCAAGAUCGAGCUAUGUAAGAAAACACCUCAUUUUAAAGGUGUGGCGGUUUUUAUUUAGCUGUGGCGGUGCGCCACGUUCAAUUGCAUGUAGGGGAAACCUGUCAUCAAUAAAGUGUUUGUGUAUGUUAUUUUUUUCAGGUGAUCAAGUCAGACCUUUCAGGCACUUUCAUAACCCCUGUGCGCUUUCAGAGCGGACAGUCCUGUCCUCUUCAGUUUGAUGGUUUAGUUUUUUAAAAAAAAAGGAUUUUUAGUGUUAAAGUGAAGAGCGAGAUCAAUAAUUAAUGUCCGAUACGUUCAUCAGACUCCCUCUGAAUCUGUUCAGGCGCUCGGGGUUGACUCUUGUUGCCAUGGUAACAGAACUUUAACAGUCCUCUGUGAACCCGAUCAUCAGUCAGAGGUUAAGAACUCGUGUUUGGUUUUUUCUCUGCAGACCAGAACGUGAAGAGAGAGUCAGGACGUAAAGUUCAGACCGGAAACAUCAACGCCGCGAAGGUGAGACCGUCCUUUGAUCCUCAAACCAGAUCCAUCAGACUCUGGACUCAUGUUUACUCUGCCCAUCUCUUUCACAGACCAUCGCAGAUGUGAUCCGGACCUGUUUAGGCCCACGGGCCAUGAUGAAGGUGAGCCUCAGAACUAAACAUGCACCAAUCAAUCAGCCGGCCGAUCGAUCGGCACCAAUUCCCUCUAAUUUGGGAGAUCAGUGGUCAGCUGAUCUUUACAUAUGAAACCAAUUUUAUCCACCGAUCUUAUCAACCUCAGCAAAGGUCUGAAAGUUGGCUGUUGGCGCUUUUUGAUUUAACAGACUGACAGGCCCCGCCCAUCAGGUCACAUGUCCACCCACACAUAUGUCAGUGGCAACCGCACACAAAACAGUCAUCCAGAGCGUGAUCAACCAAACAUGCUGAACCCACUACAGGGAAACCUAAACCUCAGGACAGUUUAUGGUUGGUUUAAGUUGUGCUGUUUUCUAUUUUUUAAACAAUAUUUUAUUAUGUUUUUACAUAUAAGAAAAACAUACAAAUAACACUGCAGCAAUAGCAAUGAUGUAUAAAUGCACUAUACAACAAAACUAUCAAAAAAUUGAAAGGAGAAAAACAAGUGAAUAAAUAUAAAAAUAUUUAAAAAUAGUAAUAACACAAGUAAAACAGUAGUAACAGAAAAAAAACAGCUGAAAAAGUAGCCGCAGUGGUGACUUGAAGACCUCAACAACAUUCUCAUCCUCCAAAAAUUCCAAAUAAGGUUUCCAUACUGUAAUAAACUGUUUUCUUUUCCCUCUGACAAUAUAUGCAAGUCUUUCCAACGCAAGAUAUGUUGCAAUCUCCUUCAACCAAAAUUUUACAGAGGGCAACUAUAUACUUUUCCAGAAAAGAGUGAUCAGUCUUCUAGCUUGUAGAAGCCCAAAAUCAAUCAAUACUGAUUGUUGAGUUGACAACUAAGUUUGGGGUAUAUACCCAGGAUAUAGAGUUUGGCUUGCAGGCGAACAUCCUUACCCACCAUCUGGGAAAUGGCCCGCAUCACAUUCUGCCAAAAUGAUUGGGUCGGGGUCAGGAGAUUUUUUAUUUUUAUUAUUAUGUGAUUGACUUAAUAUGUAAACUUAGCACUUCAGAAAUCGGCCCUUUAAAUGACACUUGGACGGUCAGCAAAUCCUCCUGGCUGCUUUGCUGACAAGAACCAAUCAUAGGCCAAACUGUGUUCCAUUAUUCAAAUCAUGCGCACACUCUUCACGUGUACUUGGAGUGCUUGAAGAGCCUGUGGUAGCAUUGCAAAGCUGCGAGAACGAGAAGCAGGACUUAUCCACGCCGGUGUUGUGCCAUAGAAUGCACCCCUGCCGUAGAAUGCCCCCCUGAUGAGAGCGCGGUUGAAAGUACAUAACAAAGCGAAAUAAUCCAAGUUUUCCUUACCGUUGGACGGAUUCAAAAGCGUGUGCCUUUAAUGACUUCAUUCAGGUUAUUCAAAUAAGCCGAAAACAACAGCCCUCUAAAUCAGAAUAUUCGCUGUCCCGAGACAUUGUGUCAUUUUUGAGACACAUUUAAACAGAACGAAAGUUUGCUAGUAGUCAUGAUCCAAAUACUCGUGCCUUUGUAAAAUAUGAGCUCAUUUUCUUCCACUUUAAGAAGCUAAUGAGUGGACAGGAUGCAGGGGUGCAUUCUAUGGCACAACACCGGGGACAAGGUAGACCAGAGCGUAGCGUACACAUUUACCUGCAUUUACCAGCUGAUUGAAUUUGGUGAGUAAUGGUUUCAAUCGUUUUCAUAUUUUGUGGUAUAACAAAGUUACUGCCGUUCGCUACAGCUUGCGUUGAACACUGCCAGAGCUAGCCAAAUCUCCAGUGAGAAAAUAGCUCCCAUUUGCUUGAUAUUAAGUUAGCGUCAAGCUUGUGUAGUUAACAGUAACAUAAAAGAAGAAACACAAGCUUCUUUCUAAUAUCUCUGUAAUUGGUAUUUCGGGGACGUGUGAGGAUAAUAUUCAGGUGAGGGGCUGAAAAGGCUGAAGGUGAAGUGGUAAACUCUAGAACUUGUUGUCCUAUGCUUUGGCCCAUGCUUAAAGCCUUUUGUGACAAAAUAAAAACAUGUGAACCCUGGUCUUUUUAACACUCCUUUUCGCCGCUGAUGUUAUUCAUUGAUUCAUUAAAACGUAAUGGUUUUGAGCCAUCUAAAAUAGCGAAAGCGGGUGUCUCGCGUUUACUGCUCUGCAGGGCUCUCAUGUCUCACGCAUUCAGCGUGUGACACACGCGUUCCCACCCGUUCACACGCUCAGAAAUCAACUGAGUUGCUCCGAGAGUUCAAAAGCUGCAUGCCACGCGCAAGCCAAUCAAAUAAAGUAUAUCUACUGAACAGCCAAUCAAAAAGCAGCAUUGCUGUAUCCGGGUAGAUUUUGAUAUCUUGUGGUUUGACUACAGAAGAAGACAGACACUCGCCGAAAUAGAGCAGGUUUUUAUAAGGACGAGGUAGACCCGAUGAUUACAGUAAGUCAGUAACCUACACAUGCAAAGACCUCAACACCUCAUGGCAGAUAAACUCAUAUGAUAAACUAAAGCCUUAUGCUAUUGCUAUUAACAGCUGUAUUGAUGAAUUUAGCCUCUGUACAGCCUUUCCAGCCAUUUUCCCCUCCACAAAAGCAGCAUUUCUUAUAUAUUCUUUUCAAAGUUCUGACAGUGUAACACUCAUGUACCAAAGGAUUAAGUAUCUCCAUGUUUGUGAAAUGUAUACUAAAGUACAAUUCAUCUAAAUGCUCCUCAGUGCUGAUUUUAGCAACUCUCCUCCACAACAGGUAACUUUACAACUUUAUUCUUAUAUAUUAUUGACUUAUUCUCCUAAAUAAUAACUUUAUUGUCUAAGAAUUCCUUGGAAAUUAUUUUGUAGCCCUCUCCUGACUGAUAUCUUUGAAUAAUGAGAUCCCUCUGAUGCUUUGGAAGCUCUCUGCUGACCAUGGCUUUUGCUGGAAGAUGUGGCUACAAAAAAAAUGUCAGGAAAAGCCUACUAGAACAGCAGAACUUUAUUUGGGGUUGAUCAGAGGCACUUUAAUUGGUGACAGGUGUGUGCUGACUCCAAUUUAACCUGAAUUUGAAUGUUAUUGGUUAAAUCUGAACACAGCCACAUCCCCAGUUAUUAAAGGGUGCAACCACAUGAUCUCAGUUGUUUAUUUUUACUUCACCUCCCUGAAAGAUUUCUGUUUGUUUUUCAAUUCUGUUGUACAGGUUAUAGGUCACAUUAAAGGUGGAAGAAGUUGUAAAAAUAUUUAUCUUGCUGUCAUUUUCUUACAUCACAAAAACCUGGCAUUUGAACAGGGGUGUGUAGACAUUUUAUAUUCGCUGUAUAUCCUCUCCAAUAUCGACUUUCCAUGCUUCUAAUCUGUCCUUAGAUGAUUCCUUUUCAUAAGAUAUCAAAGUCCCAUAAAACAAAGAUACUAGACCCCUUUUAGCCAGAUUUGUAAUGAUCAGGUUUUCAAGAUUUAUCAAAGGUGGCUCAGACAUUUAGCCUUUAUUUUUGAUAAUAUAAAAUGUUUCAGUUGUAAAUAUUUGAAAAAAUGCUUUAUUGGUACAUCAUGUUCCUUACAUAUUUGCACAAAGCUAAGUAGUUUGCCAUCUCUAUAUAGAUUACCUACACAUUACACACCUUUGGUUGCCCAAAGCUUGAAACCACCAUCACCUCUACCUGGUGUAAAAUCACUGUUUCCCCAUGUAGGAGAAAAACGGUAUAAAGCAGGGAUGUCUCCAAUAUGCUGGUGCACAUGAUACCAAAUGGCAAUGGCAUUUUUAAGAAAAAGAUUCUUUGUCUUUUUUUCCAAUGUUUUAAGAUAUGCUGAAUAUAGCUUGAGGGGUAGUUCUGACGUAGUUGUUUGUUCAAUAUUUACCCCAGCUGGAAGAAUAUCUGAGCUAAAAUAAAAUGAAGCAGAGUGUAAUUCAGUUUUGUUGUUAGUUUGCCCUGUAGAUUAUUAUUCUACUAACUUCCUCAAACUUUGAUUUCCUUUAUUUUUCUAAGUAAAAUACUGCUGUGAACUUUAUUUUGGUAAGAGGCUCAAAACAGGCCUGCGGUCUGACAGGUGACCAAUCAGAAACUGAUACAGCACCUGUGUGUGUGUGUGUGUGUGUGUGCGUGUGUGUGUGUGUGUGUGUGUGUGUGUGUGUGUGUGUGUGUGUGUGUGUGUGUGUGUGUGUGUGUGUGUGUGUGACGCCCAGAUGCUGCUGGACCCUCAGGGGGGGAUCGUGAUGACUAAUGACGGGAACGCCAUCCUCAGAGAGGUGAGUGUGGAUCUAGAACAGCUGUGCUCUGAUUGGUCAGCAGCUGUCUCACUAAGAGAACAGCUGCGCUCUGAUUGGUCAGCAGCUGUCUCACUAACAGAGGUCACACUCUGGUCCAGAACGUCUGUGUGUGUUUUUGACGGGCUGCUUUUGUGGGCAGGGCCAAAUGCAGCCUCUUAUUUUUUUAAUUAAAACCACUUAUGAAACUGUGUCUCCAUGGCAACAGAUCCAGGUCCAGCAUCCUGCAGCCAAGUCCAUGAUCGAGAUCAGCCGCACUCAGGACGAGGAGGUCGGAGACGGAACCACAUCGGUCAUCAUCCUGGGUAAGAGGAUAGACCGGAGUGUGGUGGUCGGGUCUACGUGGUCCAGAUCCCCUAGAACACACCUGUUCUCAGUGUGUUUGAAAUUAUGUGAAACUAAAAACACUCAAGUUAAAAACACAGCUGUCAGUCUUGGGCGUCGAAAACAACAACACUCACUUUAAUCAGUGCUUUUUUUUUUUUUUUUAUAACUUAAAGUUUACUAAUUUUUCAAUGUUGUAACAAAGAAACGAACAUCGAACAAACAGAUGUAAUGGAGGUCAAAAAUAGAAAUAAUGAUCAAAUAAAUAAAAUAAAAUAAAAAUAAGACAGGCAGGUAAGUUGGCAAGGUAAGACAGUUAAUACACCUGUCCCAUUUUUCUUUUCUCAUUUUCACAGUUUUAAUCUCCCCGACAUCUUCUCUCAUGCUCCAGUCUCCAUUUUUAAUCCAGUUUUUAAUAUUUUACAACUGUAUUUAUUCAACAGGAUCACCUAAGGAGACAUCAUCUGGUGAUCUGGGAAGUUUGUAAUUUAAUGAUUUGCUCAUAUAGUCUAUAACUUUUUCCCAUAAGGGGAGGACCUUAGAACAUUACCAUGAAUAAAUGUUCCACUGUCGGCCCCACACUUCCAACAUAGAUCAUUAUUAAUUAAACCCAUUCUGUUAAGUCUUGAUGGUGUAGAAUAAUAUCUAUGAAUUUUUUUAUACUGAAUAAAUUUGCCUCUCAUGUAUUCUUCAGUGUUGGAGAUAAGAUGAUAAGAACUUUAUUAAAGGUGGUGUAUUCAAGAUCUGAUGAAGUUCCAGUUUUUAGGGGAAAUCUUAAAUAUCAACUGUACCCCUCCCACCAGUUUUCCCCUCAGCUCCUCCUCUCCCCUCCCACUCUGCUCCAGCAAGCCCCGCCCACAAACAGACGCUCCUGCUCGCUCGUAUCGUUCCAAUUCAAUUCAGAUAUAAUGCAGAUAAAUGCUUAAGAUAACUGGAAAAAUUGCAUUUCCUUACAGAAAAUGCGUGGAAAUGCUGAGUGCUGAAAGCUGAAAAACCGAUGCAAAACUGCUAAUAAAAAAUGAAGGAAGGUUUAAAUGUAAAAUUGGUUAAAGGGCUGGAGAAAGAUAAAGUAGAAGUUGGAUGAAAGUGAAAAUUGCUGAAGUACAAAUGGUAUAAAUGUGCUUUAUAAAUUAAAAUUGCAUUCAUGCUGAAUUAGGCGUACUUUGUUAAAGCGGUUUACCUGUCCAGCAGAAAGGUUACAGGGUCACCAUGAUCCCAAAGCAUCUCCCAUCGUUUAUGUUGACCCAGGUUUUUAGCUCUUGUCCGGUCUACCUCCAUUUUAAGUGCCCGUUAUUCCACCAGAGUCUCCGGUAUUUACUUCGUUUUCUUGCUUGUGUUGGCAGUCGUGGCCAGAGGAGGAUUCAGACAAUAACAUCAAUAACUAAAAACUAUUGACUGAUAUUAAAAGAUUUUUUUGUAUUUUCACCUCAAAAAAGAUGCUCCUUUAACGGAUUCCUGCCUACACCACCUUUAAGACAGAUGGAUCCCUUCCCAUGUUUUUUUAUCCAGUGUAUAAGACAGAUCUUUCUUACAAUUGUUACAACCAUGAUUAUUUGUCCAAGGACAUAUCUCACACCAUCUUGAAGCUUCAGGAUGUAUUUUGGGUAACUGCAAGUAGGAUUUGAUUGGACCUCUGUCCUGAUCAACAGGAACCUCCUCUGUGAUACAGUCUCUUAUUUUUAAGUACUACCAAAUUUGGACUCUGCCCUCUAAAUUAAAAUUUUCUUUAAAUCUAAUAGAGGAAAGAAAAUUAACAUUGUAAUCAGCUGUUUUUUUUACACUCUGAGAAAACAGUCUUUGAAGAGCCAAUCAGAGGCUGAACUGUUGUCAUCCAUCCAUCCAUCUGUCUGUCUGUCUGUCUGUCUGUGUUUGUGUGUCUGUGGGCAGCUGGGGAGAUGUUGUCUGUAGCGGAGCAGUUCUUGGAGCAGCAGAUGCAUCCCACCGUGAUCAUCGGAGCGUACAGACGGGCGCUGGAAGACAUGCUGGAGACCCUGAAGGAGAUCAGGUACAAACAGAGAGGCUUUUAUUUUGAAGGGCAACAGGAAGUGGGUCUGAAGUUUUUUAUUUAGGUUGUGAUAAAGACUCUUACUUUGACCUUUGACCCCAGCAUCCCUGUGGACACGUCGGACCGCUCCAUGAUGCUAAAGAUCGUCCACUCGGCUAUCAACACCAAAGCUCUGAGCCGCUGGUCCGAGCUCGCCUGCUCCAUAGCUCUUGACGCCGUCCGCACCGUGGAGCUCGAUGACAACGGCCGCAAAGAGAUCGACAUCAAGAAGUACGCCAAGGUGGAGAAGGUGAGACUCACAACUCAUGGACUGUAUAAGCCCCGUCCCUCACGCCAUCUGUGGUCACUGAGGCAGUUUUGAAGGUUUCUCCUUCAUCUCUGUGACCUGCAGACCAAGGGUCACAGUCAGACUGCAGAGGUCAAAGGUAAGCCCAGUAUCUUUUAUCCAGUGAGAAGAUACAUGAAUAAACAUACAGACAGGGGCCGCUGUGACCUGCGCUCAGCCGAGUUCUCUGCAGGUGUUCAUGUUCUUGUUGUGUUCUCGCUUCCCGUUCAGAAGAUCUUCAGUCCCUCAGACUGUCUGAUCCGUCUGUAUGUAGGAGACCAGAGUCCAGACUCAUGGGUUUUUGGGGUCACUAAAGUUCUGGUUCUGUUCAGGUUCCCGGGGGGAUCAUCGAAGACUCGUAUGUCCUCAGAGGAGUGAUGGUCAACAAAGACGUGACCCACCCCAGGAUGAGACGCCUCAUCACGAACCCCCGAAUUGUCCUGCUGGACUGUUCGCUGGAGUACAAGAAGGGGGAGAGCCAGGUAACACACACACACAAGCACACACAGAAACACACACACACACACAUAUAAACUACUCACAAAAAGUUAGGGAUAUUUGGCUUUCAGAAUUUAUGGAAAAUGUAAAAAGUUCACGCUACAGUGAUAUUAUAUCAUGAAAGUAGGACAUUUAAGUAGACGGAUGCACUGGUGAUUUCCUCAUCUCAAACAAUUUAUUGAAACAAAAAUUAACAACAAUGGUGGGUACACCACAACAAUAAAUUUCAAUGUCUCAGUAACUUGUCAUGUGCCCUUGAGCAUCAAUUACAGCUUGACAACGACGUCUCAUGCUGUUCACAAGUCGACUUAUUGUCUGCUGAGGCAUGGCAUCCUACUCUUCUUGAAGGGCAGCCCUCAGGUCAUUGAGGUUCUGGGGUGCAGAGUUUCGAGCCACUAUACGGCGACUUGGCUGAUCCCAGAGGUUUCCAAUGGGAUUCAGGUUUGGAGAAAGUGCAGGCCAUUCCAAUUGAGGUACAUGAGUCUCCAACAGCCGUUCCCUGAUGAUGCAACCUCAAUGAGCUGGAGCAUUGUCAUCCAUGAAGAUGAAAUUAGGCCUUUGUUGUUCAUGUAGGGGCAUAAUCACUGGAUUAAUGAUGUUAUUCAGGUAGUAUGGGCUUGUCACUGUACCAUUCACAAAGUGUAGGGCAGUUCUGUACUGACUGGACACAUCUGCCCACACUAUAACACCGCCACCACCAAAAGCUCGUCUGGUGACAACAGUGGCUGAUGCAUAGCACUCUCCUUCACGUCUCCAACAUCUUUGGCGGCCAUCAUUUCUGCUCAACGUGAAUUGACUUUCAUCAGAGAACAGCACUGAGGCCCACUUGUCCAGCGUAAAUGCCCCCUGGCCCAUGCAAGACGACGACGCCGCCUGUGCCUGGUGAUGUGGUCAGGUACCCUUGCAGGUCGUCUAGCACGCAGACCACGCUGAUGUAAAUGGUUUCGAAUGGUCUGACGUGACACUUUGGUGCCUCUCACUUCCCUUAAACGUGCCUGGAGUUGAGUGGCAUUCAUCAUCCUGUUUCUCAGGGCAUGGUUCACAAUGUAGCGGUCAUCAGCAUGGGAUGUGGCCAAAGGACGUCCACUUCUACGCCUUUCUGUGACUCUUCAAGUCUCUCGGUAUCUCUGUUGCAACCUGCUGAUGACACUCUGUGACACUCUAAGCUCAGGGGCCACUUCCGUCUGAGAGCGUCCCGUUUGAAGCAUCACAAUGGCAAGGUACUGUUGAUCCAUUGUUAGGUGUCAUCUUGGUCUCAUGAUGUCAAAAUGUGAGCAGCAUGAUGAAGGACGACUGUUUAAACACCAGCUAUUAUUGAACCAGGACAUUUAUUGGUCGAUUCAAGGAUCAAACACCUGUUGUGAAUUUUGCCGUUAAGCUCCUCGUUAGAGAACAGCAACUCGUGCAAAAAGUACUGAAACAUUUAACAGUUGGACAUGUGCAUUCAAAAGCUUAGAGAAGGUCACUUCAAGUUCACCUGUAAAGGUUUGAAUGCAUUUUUAGGCUCGUCCUGAAAUUUCACCCAAAAGCUGAAUAUCCCUAACUUUUUGUGAGUAGUGUGUAUAUGUACACACACAUAUGCACAGAAAUACACACACACACACACACACACACACACACACACACACAUAUAUAUAUAUAUACACUCACCGGCCACUUUAUUAGGUACACCAUGCUAGUAACGGGUUGGACCCCCUUUUGCCUUCAGAACUGCCUCAAUUCUUCGUGGCAUAGAUUCAACAAGGUGCUGGAAGCAUUCCUCAGAGAGCUUGGUCCAUAUUGACAUGAUGGCAUCACACAGUUGCCGCAGAUUUGUCGGCUGCACAUCCAUGAUGCGAAUCUCCCGUUCCACCACAUCCCAAAGAUGCUCUAUUGGAUUGAGAUCUGGUGACUGUGGAGGCCAUUUGAGUACAGUGAACUCAUUGUCAUGUUCAAGAAACCAGUCUGAGAUGAUUCCAGCUUUAUGACAUGGCGCAUUAUCCUGCUGAAAGUAGCCAUCAGAAGUUGGGUACAUUGUGGUCAUAAAGGGAUGGACAUGGUCAGCAACAAUACUCAGGUAGGCUGUGGCGUUGCAACGAUGCUCAAUUGGUACCAAGGGGCCCAAAGAGUGCCAAGAAAAUAUUCCCCACACCAUGACACCACCACCACCAGCCUGAACCGUUGAUACAAGGCAGGAUGGAUCCAUGCUUUCAUGUUGUUGACGCCUAAUUCUGACCCUACCAUCCGAAUGUCGCAGCAGAAAUCGAGACUCAUCAGACCAGGCAACGUUUUUCCAAUCUUCUAUUGUCCAAUUUCGAUGAGCUUGUGCAAAUUGUAGCCUCAGUUUCCUGUUCUUAGCUGAAAGGAGUGGCACCCGGUGUGGUCUUCUGCUGCUGUAGCCCAUCUGCCUCAAAGUUCGACGUACUGUGCGUUCAGAGAUGCUCUUCUGCCUACCUUGGUUGUAACGGGUGGUUAUUUGAGUCACUGUUGCCUUUCUAUCAGCUCGAACCAGUCUGGCCAUUCUCCUCUGACCUCUGGCAUCAACAAGGCAUUUCCGCCCACAGAACUGCCGCUCACUGGAUAUUUUUUCUUUUUCGGACCAUUCUCUGUAAACCCUAGAGAUGGUUGUGCGUGAAAAUCCCAGUAGAUCAGCAGUUUCUGAAAUACUCAGACCAGCCCUUCUGGCACCAACAACCAUGCCACGUUCAAAGUCACUCAAAUCACCUUUCUUCCCCAUACUGAUGCUCGGUUUGAACUGCAGGAGAUUGUCUUGACCAUGUCUACAUGCCUAAAUGCACUAAGCUGCCGCCAUGUGAUUGGCUGAUUAGAAAUUAAGUGUUAACGAGCAGUUGGACAGGUGUACCUAAUAAAGUGGCCGGUGAGUGUAUAUACGUACACACACACAGCAGUCAGGCCUCUCAUCUCUGAUUGGCUCUUUUUUUAAAACCCUUUAUUUCAGUUCUUCAAUAAUGACAAAAACAUAUUAUUGAACACAGGGAAACUAAAGUAAUUUGAGAGGAAUCAAGACUUUGCAGAAGAAGAAAAAAACUAAACUAAGAUAAAAAAACAAAAAUUCAUGGUCAGGGAUAUAGAGAUACAUCAGUCCCAAUAAAUGAUAACAUGAGGAUCAAACAUUCAGUUCAGAUCAUAGAGAGGACCUCAAGACUUCGUAGAAGGUCAAAGUUCAAAUUACUUUCUUAUUGGUUAGUCCAGUUAAUGUUUUAAAAUACAUCUUCAUUUCAUUUUUAAACUGGUGGAUAUUUGGUUUCUCUUUAGAUUAUUUACGUUUAUGUUUAUAAAAUCUUCCAUACAAGGUAAAAAGGUUUAACCAAAAAAAUAUGACUUAGGUCCAUGUUCUUUUUUUCCAAAUAAAAAAUAAUAUCCCCUUUUUUUCAGGUUUAUCUUACAUCCAGACAACAAUUCAAAUAAAUGUUCAAUCCAGAAAAAUUUAACAUGCAUACAGUCAAAAAAUAAAUGUACAAUUGUUUUUUUAAAGGUUACAAAAUACACAACAGUCCGAGAUAUGAGUUUGAUAUUUUUUGAGAAAGUGGUUAUUUGGAUAGAAGAAGUGAAUCAUUUUAAAAUAAACCUUGGUUACUUCACUGUUGAUCAAAUAUUGUUGUAGUAAAUCCAAAUAAUUGUAUUAAAAAGACAAAUUUCAAAAACUUUUGGAAUUAUAAGCACACAGUGAGAUAUGUCUAAACAGUUUGUUAUUACAUUUUUAAUCUUUGAUACUGAUGCCGUUCAGCAGGAUAUCAGUCUUCAACAUUGAUCGUUCAUUAAAUACAUUUCUGCCUUGUAAUAGUUCUAAGAAACAAGUUGGUAUUUCACUAAAUAUCAUACAAUAUUCUGGUGCAGGUGUUGGAAUACUGAAGGUCUUUUAAAAUUCUGUGUAUGAAAAUAAUUAACCAUUCUCAUUUAACAAAUGUGAAAAAGACAGAAUCUUGUUUCUAACCGGAUUCUUAAUAAAAUGAUCUGAUUAGCUCUUCUCUGGUGAAAAGGACAAGUGAGUCUAAGACGACUCAUGAGCUUUGACAUCAUUCUGAUCCCACAACUGUGUGUGUGUGUGCUUGUGUUUGUGCGUGCGCUCAUGUGUGUGUGCGCGCUCGUGUGUGUUUGCACGCUCGUGUGUGUGUGUGCGUGCAGACAGACAUCGAGAUCAGUAAGGAGGAGGACUUUGCUCGGAUCCUGCAGAUGGAGGAAGAGUACAUUCAGCAGAUCUGUGAGGACAUCAUCCGCCUCAAACCAGACCUGCUCUUCACUGAGAAGGGGGUUUCAGGUAAACCACACCUGCUGGUCUGUAGAGUCUACACAGACUCAGGAUCAGCUCUGAUGAAUCUGGUCGUCAUGGUGAUAAUCACUGAUCAGCUGUUUCCUGUCUCAGAUCUGGCGCAGCACUACCUGAUGAAGGCCAACAUCACCGCCAUCCGCCGUGUGAGGAAGACCGACAACAACCGCAUCGCCAGGUAACCUCCUGACAUCCUCAAGUCAGCCAGUCAGCUGACCUCUCAGCCGUUAACUCCCCCUCCCCCUCUCUGUUUGUCUCAGGGCGUGCGGUGCUCGUAUCGUCAGCAGGACCGACGAGCUGCGUGAGGAGGACGUGGGUUUGGGGGCGGGGCUGUUUGAGGUGAAGAAGAUCGGAGACGAGUAUUUCACCUUCGUCACCGAGUGUAAAGACCCCAAAGCGUGCACCAUCCUGCUGAGGGGGGCCAGCAAGGAGAUCCUGGCUGUGAGCACGCUCAGUUCAUCACGCCGUUCAGAACUUUAGAGAUGUUACUGAGGGAGGAGGGGCUUACUGAGACUCUGUGUGUGUGUGUGUGUGUGUGUGUGUGUGUGUGUGUGUGUGUGUGUGUAACAGGAAGUGGAGAGGAACCUCCAGGACGCCAUGCAGGUGUGUCGUAACGUCCUGAUGGAUCCUCAGCUGUUACUGGGUGGCGGUGCCGUAGAGAUGGCGGUGUCGAAGCGUCUGGUGGAGCGUUCCCGCGCUCUGACGGGAAUCGAACAGUGGCCAUACCGUGCUGUCGCCCAGGCCCUGGAGGUCAUCCCCCGAACCCUGAUCCAGAACUGUGGAGCAUCCACCAUCAGAGUCCUGACCUCCCUGAGGGUACGCCCAAAACUUUAUCAACAACCUCUCUGUUGACAAGACCAUUAUUUAGAACUCCUCUAGGGACGCUCCAAUCAGGAUUUUGGGUUCUGAUCACCGAUCCGAUCUUAGGCUACGUUCACACUGCAGGUUAUGAUGCACAAUUCGUAUUUCUUGUUCAAUGCGAUCUUUUUGUGUGGUCGUUCACAUUACAACAACGAAUGUGGCAUCUAAUGUGAACGUUGACUCGUUGACGUUUGACUCUAGUCAAAUGUUGAAAAUAUUCCCCAAUAAAGAUUGUUGUCACUCAUAAAACUUUAUCAUCUAGACUUUGUCAUCUAGAGUCUAGAUGUUAUAAUUAUCCUCUUAGAGAGGCAACCUCAAGCUUACAUAGACUGAAUAAUCUUAAAUCAAAUAAAAUACUUUUCAUAAGUGCAACAUUUCAUUCAUUAACCCAUGAAGACCUGAACCCUGUCUGAGACUCUGAAAUCCUGAGAAGGCCCCGAGAUCCUGUGGUUUUCUAAAGUGUUGAGGUUUACAAAAAGCUGAUAUCUCAGCCUCUGUAGCAGAUAGAAACAAAAUUUAAAAAGUAUUUGAGAUUGUAUUUGAGGUUAUUACAAGGGGCAUGCGCUGCUACUAAAUACUACCGAGAUUUUGUCUGUGAUCACGCAGCCCCUGCACCCCACCGCCGCCACACCGAAUGUCCCAGGAUUUCAUUACAGACCUCUGGUCACCUUACUUUAGCACACAUUAGCAAAAUGGAUAAACCGAAAUCCGAACCUCCACUGCUGAGCCAAUCAGAGCACAGCAGGCUUCACAGCAGCGAUCCAAUCAGAGCAAAGCUCAUUACCAUAAAUGUUAAUGAGCCAAAAUCAGUUAGUUUUCCUGUAAGGUUUUUUAGGCAUACUAUGUAUGUAUAACAACAAAUAAAUAAGAUGACAGUGUGUUAAUGUCUGUGCUCAUCCAAAGUCAUGCAACACUCACAGAAAUUGUCGAUAGUGUGAGCCAAAGACCUCAAUAUGAAUAGUUUGUUCACACUGCUGGAUGCUUCUCCGACGAAGUUGCUCUCUGCCUCUGUCAUUGUUUACUUUCUUCACGAAGCACGUAGCAAGAUCUGCGCAGGAAUCUGAUCGCCUUAUUAGCCUAUCAGAGGCAGACGGGUACGAUGAUUUGAUUCACCACGACUCCAGAAAUGAUUAAAAAAACUACAGGAUGUUGCAAACUGAUAUAUCCGCGCUCCCAGCCUGGAAGGUUUAAAUGCGUACAUGCUGUCCUGGUUUGAAUGGGUUAAAGGAUCUCAAACUUGGAGUUUAAGCUUUCCUUUGGAGAUAUAAUAAACUGAGGAGCCACAAACAGGCUUUGACAAAAUAUGGAAUACAGUUUAAAGUUAUUAAAUGUGUCUGAAUUUGAGGAGACAGACGGAGAAGUGCUGAGCAAUUUAAAAAAAAAAAAAAAAAAAACUACAUAUCUGUAGACCCUUCUAUAUGUAACUUAAGGUUAUUUCUGUGUCAUUUGGAUGGGGAGAGAGUCAUAGGCAAGAACACAAAAAACAAAAAUACAAAACAUUUUUUAGAGGUACCGUAUUUUUCACACUAUAAGGCACACCUGAUUAUAAGGCACACCAUCAAUGAACGAGUCUAUUUUUGUCUAUUUUCAUAUAUAAGGCGCACCGGAUUAUAAAGCGCAUUAAGCCAAACAAAACAGUCAGACAAGUCAAACUUUAUUUAACUCAUUCAAUAACACCGCGAGGCUACGGUAGCUGCAGUGGUCCGACAAGCCAACAGGAUUUUAAGUGCGCCUUAUUGUGCGAAAAAUACUGUAACUUAUAACUAUCUCAGCCUCGACAUUUAUACUGGUGAGAGUCUGUACUGGAGUUCAGACGGACUUCUGAUUAAGCAGCAUCAGUGGCAGAUUUGUCUUGUUAAAUUUUAGUAUUUCUGCAUUUUUUAUCAGUUGACCUGUUUCUCUUCUCAUCUUAAAUAUGACCCUCAGUGCUGAAAGGUCACUCACAUUCACUCCAGGUCCAUAUGUCACUCGUGAAGCUGACUGCGGUGAUGUUGUCCUUCAUAAGACUCUCGAUGUGCAUGUAGACAUUUUGAUAAAACUCCGUCAGGCAAACAUCGGUAAAAUAUUUUUACUCCGGCAGUUAAUAGCGGGGAACUCGCCAGAACACGAGGCGUUUUAAACCCACAGCAGACAGCGGCUGUUCGUUUAUAAACUCCAUAACUUAAGCGUCAAUUUCUUUUCUUGUUCUUGUUACUGUACGGCUGCUGCUGUUUGGUCUAGACUGGCCCUGAUCAGAUCGGAUAACCCCUCUGUUGACAAUAAUUUUAUUUAUAACCCGUUACAAACGUGUGUGUGUGUGUAUGUGUAUACAGGCCAAACACACUCAGGAGAACGGCGUGUGUUGGGGCGUGGACGGAGAGAGUGGCUGUCUGUCGGACAUGUCGUCUUUGGGGAUCUGGGAGCCGCUGGCUGUUAAAGCUCAGACCUACAAGACUGCAGUGGAGGUCAGAGGUCACUGCAUUGAUUAUGAGUGAUUGAUUAUUGGUUGUUGAUGACUGAUCAGCUGAUCCUGUUCUCCGCAGACGGCCAUCCUCCUGCUGCGUAUCGACGACAUCGUCUCGGGUCAUAAAAAGAAGGACAAAGACGAGAAUUUUGGAGGACAGGGAGCUGAGUAGAUCCACAUCCACCAAGACCAGGACCAGAGUCUGAGUUUGUGUGUGUGUGUGCGUGGGGGGGUGGGGGGGGUAACAGUUGAUCAGCUAUUAAUAAACAGUUCAAACUCCUCUGUGUCUGUGACUCUGUUAGUCGAGGCCAUAAUUCGUUUCUUUCUCUGAAUCAAACUUCCCCCUUGUCGGUGUUUACAUGCAGCUGAGAAAAUCGAAUUAUUGACGUGAACGUGUCCUCCUCCCCAAAACUAGGGGGCGAUAAGGGUCUUUUCAGCUGCGCUGUCUUCGACCCCAUACAACCGUCAACAACGACAGCAGGUCUGUGCCAGACGUCAGAAGUGUCUACAACUGCUGCUGGGCAUUUUGGAGCAAGAAGAUUGAGCAUCGUACAGCGUUGUUUUUGUCCUACAUGAGGGACACGCUACUUUUUCUGCAGAUGAGAUGCACGCUACUCCUCUGGUGUUUUUGUUACGGGGGCGUGGCACACUUGCACACACAUUGUCCGAUCAUACUCUGACUACACUGGUUACAUGGUUGAGAAACUCGAAUUUCAAUCGCUUUAUCUGGGUGUCUUAAUCAGAGUUCUCAAACUCCGAUUAUAGUCGGACUAAGGUGUUUACAUGCACUUCAGUUCGUCUUAAUCGGAAUAAGGCUAUAAUUCGGUACUAUUUCAUACCUUCUAACCGCCAGAGGCAGUGUAUAAACACUGGUGGAUAACAUUGCGCGCAUGCGCAGAGGUCGAAAUCUAAUGUCAACAUUGUCACCUGUGACCCUGUGCGCCCGUACGUGCACGCGUACGUUGUCUAUAUGGGUAUGACGCGCACAAGGAUCUUUCUCUUUUCAUCUUUUCGCUCAGAAGCGCACACAGGUCGACAGCAGCAGCUUCGUUUGGGGUCUCGUUAACCAAACCUACGGUACGGUGGGAGCAGCGGCUAUCUGCCCUCCUAGGGACUGCGUUGACUGCUGAGUUUACCCUGUUCAAGUAUAUGGUAAGUAAACGGCUAGCGUUAGCCAACCGCUAGCACUGAAAGUUUUUUACGCUUCGUACAGCUAUAAUUGUAUAUUGUUGUGACCCACGUUGGCCCUGUCUGUCGUUCAUCAGCGUCAACAUUCACGAGGAAGAUCCUUGUGCGCGUCAUACCCAUAUAGAAUACGUACGCGUGCACGUACGGGCGCACAGGGUCACAGGUGACAAUGUUGACAUUAGAUUUCGACCUCUGCGCAUGCGCGCGAUGUUAUCCACCAGUGUUUAUACAGUGUCUCUGGCGGUUAUCCGGUAUUCAUAG
Molecule: messenger RNA, 33471 nt
Organism: Xyrichtys novacula (pearly razorfish)
Lineage: Eukaryota; Metazoa; Chordata; Actinopteri; Labriformes; Labridae
Source: the annotation of a GenBank genome assembly